This is a messenger RNA of Syngnathoides biaculeatus (alligator pipefish), 2766 nucleotides long. RefSeq names its product protein phosphatase 1, regulatory subunit 18 (gene ppp1r18). The transcript is spliced from 4 exons. Bases 1 to 1983 code for a protein of 660 amino acids. The record is from RefSeq and is a predicted model, not a curated record. Lineage: Eukaryota; Metazoa; Chordata; Actinopteri; Syngnathiformes; Syngnathidae. Gene Ontology annotation, molecular function: phosphatase binding.
AUGGAGGUCGAGCGGCCUGAGGAGAACUUUCAAGGGAAGAUGGGGAUGAAGAUGGACUUGAGAGAGAUCCUGGCAGGGGGUGCGAGCGUGACCGAGAUCCGAGCCUCAGAUGUUCUUAUCAUAAAGCCCACAGCAAGCACUGAAGAGCGGUCUUUAGGAGGGGGAGGAGUCAAAAGUUCUGGGAGAGAGGAUGGUCCUCUCGAGAUCCAGAUCCCAAGAACUGUGUUUUACGUUGCAGAGGAUAUGACAAGAAAGAAGACCACAGGUCAAACCAAGGAUGGUAAAGAGUCCGAGGGAGGACAAGGAAUCGAGAGGAGGGAUAGUUGGAGGAUUGGCAAGCCCUUGAGCCGCAUAGAGUCCCUGCGAGAGAAAAUUAGACAAAGAGAGCAGGAGAGACUAAAACAGAGGAGGGCACAGGAUUUGAACGCUGGUGAAAGUAAAAGGAUUUCUGAUGCACAGACAGAAGGGGACACAUGUCAGGAGAGUGGUAAUGAAAAUGAGAAAGAAUGGGAAACCACAUUUCCUUUGCAGAAAAUGAUAGCAGCAGAGAGCAAUGAGGCAGACACAGGGCUGCAGACAUCCGGGUCUGCGUUUGACAUCACGGAGGAAGUUGAUAUGUUGAAAAACUGCUCUCAGCUUCCUGUUUCUGUCCUACACUCACCCACUGCCGGUGGAGAGGAAGUAAGUAGCGGCUUCACCAAUACUCCCUCCGAAGAUAGCAGCGAAUGUCUUCAAAUAUCCAUCGAUGAACGAGACUCUCUGAAACAUGUGGAAGAACAACUGACGCACCACAGGAUCCAACACCAAAGCAAGGAAGGAGAACGAGAGGAAAAAGACACCGAGGACCCUGAGAAGGAAGUCGAGGGAUACACAUCAUCCAUUGAUCCUGCCCAUCGUCCCUCCCCUUCACCACCACAUCCAAACUCCCUCGCAGCAAUGAGCCGCAUCUACAACUUGGAAACAGUUGGUUCGAGGUCAGGCUUGUGUUUAAGAGAGAGGAAUGUGGACGUCUCACCGGUGCAUCUCAUUAAGGUGAAGCCCCUCAUCACAUCAGAUGCACAACAGGGAGAUGGUGAUGCUUUAUCGGGUGAAGACACCAGUGGACUUAAGACGAUACAACUCCAAAUUGAGCAGUUUCAACUUAAAGAGCAGGAAGUGCUGCACUCUCAACAUGUUGACUCAAUAUCAAAUAUUCCAGGAAAGGACAGCGAGUCAAAAGGACUCCAAAGCAAAGAAUUCCAAAAGCACCAGAUCAAAGAGAUGGGCAAAGAUAUACCAGAAAUGAACCCAGAAGUGUGUCCGAGGCGUGUUUUUUCUCCAGCAUCCCAGCUCAAACAACAACACCCAAUUAAUACCUCACACCUCAGGAGCCAAUCCCCAGACAAAUCUCUGAAACCGUCUGACUCCGCACCAACUCCAGCCUCCUCGCCGUGCUCUCCUUCUCCUGCUGCCUCUCCAACGCCAUCACCAACAUUCUUCUCUAUUCGCAGUGCGUCUGGGGGUCAUGUGAAGAGAGGGGCCACCAUUACAAUUACCCCCAAAAAGUCUGUAGCAAGAGGGAGAACAACUGGAUCGUCCAUGCCAGCAGCAUGCACGAAUACAAAAAUGCCCCAUCAGAUGAACUCGGCUGUUGACGAGCCAACAAAGAAGAAGUAUCCAUCCGUAGAGGAGAUUGAAGUGAUUGGCGGAUAUCAGAACCUGGAGAAGUCAUGUCUUGUUAGGGGCAAAGUGACUCCGAAAAAAGGGAAGGUGUGCUUCGAUGAGAACCAGCUCGAGCAGGUCUGUGAGUAUCCUUCAGAGACUUUCAUCCUGAUGUCCACCCCCUACCCCCAUGACCCGGGCAGCGUUGAGAUGCCAGCGGAGGAGCAGAUGCAGGAGGAGGAAGGGGAAGCUGACGGAGGGGCCGUCAUGUCCAAGAGCCCAAGAAAUUUGGGCACUGCAUUGGGACGGGGUCUAAGAGUGGAUGAGUCUUGCCCUCGGUAGACGCCACUCACCUCGCCAAAAUGCCCAAGCGAUACAAUUAGGGUUUUUUUCCCAUGUUUUCUUUUCUUUUUUUUUUUUUUUUUUUAUACGUUCCAUUAGAUAUGUUGAAAUGAGUCAACUCAGUCUCUGUAGUGACUGAUUUACAGUUCUGUUCUUGCUGUUGAUACAGCGGCAGUUAUGAGUUUAUGUUUAGUUUUAUUUUUCAGGGGACAAAAUGUGAAUGUAUGGCAGGUAAUGUCAAAGUUUUAGUUCACCAGCUAUUUUUGGUGCUCUGUGGGAAAAGAUCCCUUGUCAAUGCAAUCAACACAUUCAAUGCCAUUGACGGCUUUAGAAGUCAAAUAUCCAUGUUAACCGGGAGGGCCGUCAGUGAUUAAAAACGGUUCAUUCUGGAGUUAAUAUAUUUUCUCAGAUUUCAAAAUAUGAAUUAAAGUCCGUCAGCUUUUGUAAUCUGAGUGCCUUGUGCCCGCUUUAUAUACUGAAGCCACACAUGAUAGGUCAGUUUAUGUUUGGAUGAUUUUAUUUUAUAUAUCCUCUUGAGAAAAAAAGGAGCGUGGGACUCUUUUAUCCUAAUAUUUUGUCACACGGAAGUGGCAGAAGCGGAUUUAUGAAGAAGUAUGGGAAAAUAAUUACAAAAGAUUACAUUUUAAAAGUGUUCUCAGAGAACUGAUUGUGUAUUAUUUGCACUUAUUUAGUAUUUCUUUGCAUAUGACCAUGUUUGAUUGGUAAAACGUGCAUAAAGUCUGUACAGAAUGUCCUCAAAUUAUUUUUUAUCUAUUUUUGAAA